AUUGUAUGUAUGAAGGCCGGAUCUGAUUGGAGGAUUGAUGUUACGAAGCGACUGAGUUUUCUUGGCUUGUGAGUUUUGGAUUGUUUAUAGUAUUGCUAUGGCGGCAACGGGCAACCUUCGUGCUCAGGUUGCCCUUCUUUUGAAAAGCGACAAUGGAAGGGUUGUAGUAAGGCCCCAUUUACCUUUGGUUUUAGCGAAUAAAGUGGCAAACCGUAAAGAACAUCUAGGAGAGGCAAGUUGUAUUACAGAGAUGUCUGUGAUGAUGGCCUGCUGGAAGCAAAAUGAUUUCAGUGAUGCUGCUUGUGCUAAAGAAAUUGCUGCUUUCUUUACAUGCACUGCCAAUGCAGAGUCUGAGCGUAAGGCCAGGGAAAACCAAGAUGGAGUUGCUGGACAAACAGGAAAGCUGCCUGCUAAACAAGUUAAUAAAUUGCUUCAGAGGUUCCCCAAUAUCACACACGAAAUAUAAUAAAACCUUUGGAAUGGAAAUAUAUAUUAAGGCCUUUAAAUUCUCUUCAUGGAACUACAGGAAAAAUUAAGCUGAACUUCAGUUUGAAGAAGGAAGAUAAGCUGGUUUGAAGAGUGCACUGUCAAAUUCUUUAGCUAGCUUGUGUAUUCUAUAUGUUCAAGCAUUCAGCUGACUGUGGAAGGCAUGAUGGAAUAUUUUGAGGGUUGAGAUGGCUCUUCUAUUAAACUGAAAUUUAUUACCCA
This is a messenger RNA of Protopterus annectens (West African lungfish), 708 nucleotides long. RefSeq names its product coiled-coil-helix-coiled-coil-helix domain-containing protein 1-like. Gene Ontology annotation, cellular component: nucleoplasm; mitochondrion; mitochondrial ribosome. Gene Ontology annotation, biological process: mitochondrial translation. Gene Ontology annotation, molecular function: RNA binding. The transcript is spliced from 3 exons. Lineage: Eukaryota; Metazoa; Chordata; Ceratodontiformes; Protopteridae. The record is from RefSeq and is a predicted model, not a curated record. The coding region runs from base 98 to 466 and encodes 122 amino acids.